AUGCGUCUCCUCAAGUCUCAAAUCGACCAGAAGAAUGGCUCAGGCUUCGCAACAUUACUACCAGAAGAGCCAGAAGACAUGUGGCACGCCUACAACCUCAUCCAGCCCACCGACCUCCUCCGCGCCCGCGCGAUCCGCCGCGUCUCCAAAACCUCCGACUCGGGCUCCGUCGCCUCGCAACGCAUAGCCCUCGACCUCACCAUCGCCGUCACAUCCACCGACUUCGACAUCGGCUCCGGCCAGCUGCACGUCGCAGGCCGCGUCGCCUCGGAAAAUGAGUGGGUAAAGCUUGGCUCACACCACACGCUAGACCUUGAACUGAAUCGCAAAUUCACACUCGAGAAGGGCGAUGGUUGGGAUAGUGUGGCACUGGAGAUGCUGCGGGAGGCGUGCGAGACGGAAAGAAGGGCGGAGCUGUGGGCCGUCGUGAUGGGCGAGGGUAUUGCGAAUAUUUGUCUGAUUACCGAGCAUCAGACGAUUUUGAGACAGAGGGUGGAGGUACCGGUGCCGCGCAAAAGAAAAGGAGGCAUUGAUGGGCACGACAAGGGCAUGGAGAAGUUUUUCUCCACCACUCUAUCCACACUACUACGGCAUCUCGAUCUCUCGAAUAAGGGCAUCAAUCAGGAUAAAACGGUCCCGCUGCUACUCGCAAGCCCGGGCUUCGUUGCGCAGAGUUUCCUAGCCUACAUCAAGGACGAAGCGACACGGGCGACGAACAAGCCCCUACUCGCGCUCAUACCCUCAAUCCUAGUCGCCCACUCCUCAGGUCCACACGUCCACACCCUCUCCGAAGUCCUCGCCUCCCCCGCCAUAACCGCAAAACUGUCCGACACCAAAUACGCGCGCGAAACAGCGCUGAUGGAUAAAUUCAUGACGCUGAUGCGACAAGACGACGGGCGCGCGUGGUACGGCCCUAAAGAAGUAGAAAAAGCGGUGGAAAAGGGCGCGGUAGGGAGAGGGGGCGGCGUGCUUAUGAUUUCGAACGCAUUAUUCAGGGCACAGAACGUUGCAGAAAGGAAACGCUGGGUGACGCUGGUAGAUAGGGUAAGAGAGGUAGAAGGUGGUGAAGUGCGCGUCCUAAGUAGUUUGCACGAGAGCGGGAAGAGAUUAGAAGGGCUGGGAAAUGUAGCUGCUAUUUUAACGUUUCCGCUGGAGGACCUAGAUGAGGAGGAAGACGAGGUGGAGAACGGGGCGGAAGGGGAUGGGGAGGAGAUGGUCAUUUGA
This is a messenger RNA of Trematosphaeria pertusa, 1224 nucleotides long. RefSeq lists its product as uncharacterized. Gene Ontology annotation, cellular component: cytoplasm. The coding region runs from base 1 to 1224 and encodes 407 amino acids. Gene Ontology annotation, biological process: nuclear-transcribed mRNA catabolic process, no-go decay; RNA surveillance; ribosome disassembly. The transcript is spliced from 2 exons. The record is from RefSeq and is a predicted model, not a curated record. Lineage: Eukaryota; Fungi; Ascomycota; Dothideomycetes; Pleosporales; Trematosphaeriaceae.